GUUGCUUAGGUACUAAGGAUUCCAGGUAUCCGUUGCGAAACCGAAAAUGGAUCUGACUGAUCGCUUAUCUGGUUAAAUCAAGGACACCGAUGGAACAAAGGCUGAUAGAAUGGAAGGCCUUGUGAAGGAUAUUAAAUUCUGAAACUCCCCCACCCCCCCUUGAGUAAUUAAAUAAAUAAUCGGCCACCAAUCAAAAAACAACUUGACGAGGACUUAUAAGAGGGCUGUGAUACCGAAUGGACACAACGCCGCCGUUCUGCAGGUUCGUGUCAAAGAAAGCUGAGCGCGAGUUUGCCGCAGAGAGGCGAAGGACCGAGAGGCAACUUAUUUUCGGUCGAAACUUCCAGAAGAGGCUCAAUCCAACCGCCAUGGCGUGCAGGUACUAAGGAUUCCAGGUAUCCGUUGCGAAACCGAAAAUGGAUCUGACUGAUCGCUUAUCUGGUUAAAUCAAGGACACCGAUGGAACAAAGGCUGAUAGAAUGGAAGGCCUUGUGAAGGAUAUUAAAUUCUGAAACUCCCCCACCCCCCCUUGAGUAAUUAAAUAAAUAAUCGGCCACCAAUCAAAAAACAACUUGACGAGGACUUAUAAGAGGGCUGUGAUACCGAAUGGACACAACGCCGCCGUUCUGCAGGUUCGUGUCAAAGAAAGCUGAGCGCGAGUUUGCCGCAGAGAGGCGAAGGACCGAGAGGCAACUUAUUUUCGGUCGAAACUUCCAGAAGAGGCUCAAUCCAACCGCCAUGGCGUGCAGCCUCGAGAUCGUCCUCGUGCUGGCUCUGCUCUUCUCCCCGAGUUCCCCAUUCGCGAUCGACACAUCCGAGGAAGAUUCGAGGGAGCCCGAUUCGACCAGUGACUUUGACAGCCACAUGUCGUCCGAGUCCAGUGAACACGGAGGCGGCGGCGUCUACUCGCAGAACGGCGCAAACAACGGGCCCCCGUCAAACAACAGAGACGCGCAGCAGGCAGGAGCCGAGUGGGCGUUCGGAGGAGAGGGCAUCGACCGUUUUGGAAUUGAAGAACCGCAGCGGCCAGCAGCCAACGAAGCCGCAGCGUCUGUUGGGGCAGCAGCAGCAGGAGGAGGAGUUGGAGGAGGUGGGGGAGCAGGGGCAGCUGGGGUUGGCGGGACAGCGGGGGACGUGGCGCGCGAUUCCACGGGAGAGCUGCAGGGAGGGAUGGCGACGGACACGGCCGGAGUUGGGGGAGGGAUGACGCUCGAUUAUACGAGUCACGGUGCAGUUGGUGGAGCCGGUGGUGCAGACGGAGGAGCCAAUGGAGCUGCUGAAGGAGCCAAUGGUGUAGCUGGUGGAGCCAAUGGAGCUGCUGAAGGAGCCGGUGGUGCGAUUGGUGGAGCCGAUGGUGCGAUUGGUGGAGCCGAUGGUGCGAUUGGUGGAGCCAAUGGUGCGAUUGGUGGAGCCGAUGGUGCGAUUGGUGGAGCCAAUGGUGCGGCUGGAGGAGCCGGUGGUGCGAUUGGUGGAGCCGAUGGUGCGAUUGGUGGAGCCGAUGGUGCGAUUGGUGGAGCCAAUGGUGCGGCUGGAGGAGCCAAUGGUGCGGCUGGAGGAGCCGAUGGUGCAAUUGGUGGAGCCAAUGGUGCGGCUGGAGGAGCCAAUGGUGCGAUUGGUGGAGGAGCCAAUGGUGCGAUUGGUGGAGCCAAUGGUGUGAUUGGUGGAGCCAAUGGUGCAGCUGAAGGAGCCAAUGGUGCGAUUGGUGGAGCCAAUGGUGCGAUUGGUGGAGCCAAUGGUGCGAUUGGUGGAGCCGGUGAUGCGAUUAGUGGAGCCAAUGGUGCGAUUGGUGGAGCCAAUGGUGCGGCUGGAGAAAACGGUGGAGCUGCUGGAGGAGCCAAUGGUGCGGCUGACGAAUCCGGUGGUUUCGUGGCGGGUCAUGGAGGCCAUUUUGGAGGUGCGGAGGCGACGGCCGAUGGAGCGAUGGGAUAUGGGAACGCGGGGCCCAUCGUAGACAAUUUCGGUUACGGUGGGGAUGGAGGCCAGACCCCUGGCUCGCACGACGGGAUCGGUGGUGCCGGCGCUGGAAUUGACGCAGGCCACGGUGCAGACGGCGGCGAGUCGCUGGGUUUAUUCGAUGGACUGGGUGAUGCCGGCGGUGGUGGCGCUGGAAUUGAUUCAGCGUUCCACGGAGAAGGAGCGCAGGGUCACCCACACGACGGGUCUGGGCCGCACGGCUUGGAGGCGUUGGAGGCGGAGAGAGCCGGGAUGAUGAUGAUCGUGGAUGGCCAGACGCUGACACUCGCCGAGGGAGAAGAUGCCGCUGGUGUUGCUGAAGCGGUGUCGCCUCCAGUCUCCGCGGCUCGACAACGCGCCGCAGACGCCGGCGGCGGCAGCAGUGAAUGGAAGUGGGAAACCUCACCCAUACGAUUCUCUGCCAGGGAUCCCGGCUCUCCUCUCCAUGGAAGAUAACGGAGACAGCAAGGACAUCGGCUCCCAGCACGAGUUAUAUCAAGACGGCAUCGAGUUCAAGACCAGGCCUAUCCACACAGAGCUAGAGUCAAGCCCAGCGCCGGAGGUCGGAGGACCGGGAAACGAGGCCCACACUCCACGUACAGGCAGCACUGGCGCCGAUCGCGAUGAGCCAAGCGUGCAGCCGAGCACAGCAGCAG
Molecule: messenger RNA, 2609 nt
Organism: Lethenteron reissneri (Far Eastern brook lamprey)
Lineage: Eukaryota; Metazoa; Chordata; Hyperoartia; Petromyzontiformes; Petromyzontidae
Source: RefSeq, a predicted model, not a curated record